AUGUCAGAAUCGAGUGCUCAAGGUAUCCCACAACCCGCGCUUGACCCCGACAGUCCCGGUUCUAAUAAGCAAACCAUGCUUGACUGGCUGCGUAUCAAUCACCCUCAUACAGUCAUCCCUUCGAAAGCUAAAAAAGCUGAAGUGGCAAACAUCUUGCGAGGGACACAAGCUAAAGAUCAAAAUUCAGGCUCUCAAUCCAAUCAAUCCACCCCCGUGAUGUCACAAGUGGCUCGCUAUCCUACUCAUCAAAUUCUGCACAAAUCUUUACCCCUUGCAACCAACACUUCUAAACUAAGUGAUCAAUUGGGAAAGCGUUUGGCAUCCCAAGAACUGACUCCGUCUCAUCCAAAGAAGCGUGUCCUAUCUGAGACAAAACCGAAGAUUGCUGGUCAAACUUUUGAGCCACCAAAGCUUUCCAAGGAAACCAAGACAAGCGUGCUAAUUGAGCGUUCCUGCCAGUCUUUAAGGCAACCCAGGCUAUCCAGCAUCAUAUCUAGUCAACCCGCACAAUCUAGCAGCUCUAAUCGGCCUCUUCCUUCCCCACAAGUUUCCCCUGUCUCAAAUAUCAGCAAUGAAGAUGAAAAGAAGGAACUGGAGGCUCUCAAGAAUUCUGGGAAACCGAAUUCAAAAUCAGUGCAAAAACAAAGCACUUCCAAACCGAAAAAUACCCAAAAUACGCCCAAAGAUGUAGAUCUUACACAAUUUUCUGAUACUGAACUGUUUGAAGUUGGGAAUCUGGUGCGAACAUUGGAUGAACAACUUUCUCGUGUUGAAAGUUCACUCAAAAUUGUCAAGGAGAAAGUCGGCACAAAUGCCCUUCAAGAGUUACAACAAGACCAAACAAAGAGUCUAAUUGAAAAACACUCAAGCAAUCUGGAGACCACAAAGAAAGAUAUCCACGCACUGCGAACGAUGGUUGAAAGUUUGGAUUCCAAAACCAAAAACUUACAACGAGACCUGGACAAAGCUCACUCAACAAUCCAAGGUUUUGAGCAGAUCCUACGUAGACUCUUAGGUGGUACUGAUGAUAGUGAUCUUGAUGAGGAAUAUGAGGAGAAUGAGAAUGAGAUUGAAGAAAACGAGUCUUCUUCCAGCAACAAUAGUGAUGCCUAG
Melampsora larici-populina 98AG31 is the source of this 1113-nucleotide messenger RNA. RefSeq lists its product as uncharacterized. The transcript has 7 exons. The record is from RefSeq and is a predicted model, not a curated record. Lineage: Eukaryota; Fungi; Basidiomycota; Pucciniomycetes; Pucciniales; Melampsoraceae. Bases 1 to 1113 code for a protein of 370 amino acids.